AUGUCGACCAACAACGCCGAGAAGAGCACACUGCUGCCACAAGAGAUGCCCGAUAUUAAGAGUUCCGGCAAAGAAACUCCCGUCGCCAAGAACAGCGACAGCCAUACCACUGUGUCCGACGUCGAGAUCACAGUCCCGGUUCUGAAGCGCAAACGGACCGAUAGUGCAGGUCCAUCGACAACGAAAGAAAGGACCAGGAAGCGUCAGCGUGGUGAGAAGGUCGGCUGCUUAAGAGUCGGCACAUACUCUGCCGUCUUCGAGCAGAAAGAUCUUGACGAAUCGUUUACCUUGAAGUUACUCGUGAACAGCAACACCGAGCUUGAUCCGGAAGAUGAAGGAAUCUGGAAAGUCGAGGAUGCAAAGAUGCUAACAGCUUACCUGAACACACACAGAUUCACCGAAGCCACUCUACACACAGCUUGGCUGUUUCUGCGCAACGGCAAGGAGCCCAGCAUGGCCACGUAUUCAAUCAACCAAAAAUGGGAUGUUGGCGAAAGAUUCAAGAGAGUCGCCAAGCUGUUUCCAGACCGUGGGCAGCUAUAUGCUGCAGCCACACUUUUCGAUCUCGGUCUCGCGAUGAGGUGCCCUAAGCUCCAGAGAGCGGCAUAUGGAUGGUAUUCAGAGGUCCGAUCAGGUCUCUGGAGCCCGAAAUGCUUCGCAAACCCUUCCUUCUGCAAGUGGGUAGCCGAGAAGUUACCAGAAGAGAAGUACAGGGUGACCCAGUACUCAGCGUGGUUGGAGGUGCUCAAAGAGCACGAUCCCGAGAUGAUGAGAUCGAGAGAGGCCAUGAUCGAAGACACCAAGGGUGGCUCUUCUGGCUUGGCUGCAGACCUCCCGGAGCUGGAGGUGCUGGAACCUGCAUGGCUCUACGACUAUCACUUGGGUACAGGGACCUCAAGAGAUGCUGCAGGGGUUGACAUCACAGCAACUCCAGGCGAAGAAGAGACUCAUGUUCCAGAUGCUGAAGAUGAGCAAUCGGACGAAGAAGACGAAGAGCGAGAGACGAGAGAAGCGAACGUUGUCAUGCUCGAUCAGCUUCGGUGGAAGUCCUGA
Molecule: messenger RNA, 1053 nt
Organism: Aureobasidium vineae
Lineage: Eukaryota; Fungi; Ascomycota; Dothideomycetes; Dothideales; Saccotheciaceae
Source: the annotation of a GenBank genome assembly